UAAAGCGAGUUCAGCCGUCACUGGAUCUAGAUUAACACACUUCCUCUCUUUACCCAAAGUCUGCUGGGCUUUUCACUUUGUUCUGGCAGUCAUGGAGGCUGUGAAUACGCUGAUUCUAGCCGCGAUCGUCUUGAGUCUGCUCUUGAUGUGGUUACGAAGAGAUUCGACACGCUAUGCCAGGAUGCCACCCGGUCCAACUCCGCUACCUCUGAUUGGUAACUUGUUGCAAAUAACAGGCAAUACUCCUUACAAACAGUUCUUAAAGCUGAGCGAGACGUACGGCCCCGUGAUGACGGUGCACUUGGGCGGACUGCGGGUCGUGGUUCUGGUCGGGUACGAGGCGGUGCAAGAAGCGCUGGUGCAGCACGCCGACUUGUUCGCCGGUAGACCGAAAUUGCCUCUGCUUGUAAGGGUAACUAGUGGUUACGGUGUGAUAACUUCCAAUGGAGAUAACUGGAAACAUAUGCGCAGAUUUUCUCUCACCACACUGCGAAGUUUUGGAAUGGGAAAGCACAGCAUUGAACAAUACAUACAAGAAGAGGCUCAGCACCUUGUGGAAAAACUAUGUAAAACUAAAGGUUCCCCCAUUGAUCCCUCCAUGUCUCUGAAUCAGGCCGUGGCUAAUGUCAUCUGCUCCAUUGUAUUUGGAGAACGGUUUGAAUAUGAUGAUGAGAAUUUCGCUCACCUACUGGCCCUCAUUAAUAAAUCCGUGUUUAUAUUGAGCAGACCUUUGGCACAGAUGUACAACAUGUUUCCAAAACUCUUCAAUUUCUUCCCUGGACCUCACAAAGCUAUUUUUGGAGCAAAUGAUGAACUGAAACAGUUUAUUAGUACAUUUGCUGAGAAACACAGGAAAGAUUUGAAUGCUGACAGUCCUCAGGAUUUCAUUGACACAUUCUUCAAGAAAAUGGAACAGGAAAGUGCCAAUCCUAAUACUGUAUUUGACCAUAAUAAUUUGGUGCAGUCAGUUUUGGACCUUUUUGUGGCAGGCACAGAGACUACUAGUACCACACUGCGAUUUGGAUUUCUGAUUCUAAUCAAAUAUCCACACAUCCAAGAGAAGGUCCAAAAAGAGAUUGAUGAGGUAAUUGGACAUCAGCGUUCUCCUACAAUGGCAGACAAAAGGAAGAUGCCUUUUACAAAUGCUGUGAUUCAUGAAAUACAAAGAUUGGCUGACUUGAUCCCAAUGAAUGUACCUCAUGCAACCACUGAAGACACUCACUUCAGAAGCUACAUGAUUCCAGAGGGGACCAUUGUGCUGCCAUUGCUUCACUCUGUGCUGCAUGACAAGAAGCUGUUCAAAUCCCCUCAUUCCUUUGAUCCUGGACACUUUCUCGAUGAAACUGGGUGCUUUAAAAUGAAUCCGGCUUUCAUUCCAUUUUCAAUAGGGAAACGAGUCUGCUUGGGUGAGAGCCUGGCACAGAUGGAGCUCUUCCUGUUUUUCACCACUCUUCUUCAAAGUUUAUCUUUAAGCAGCACUGAGGAUCCUGCAAACCUUAGUCUUCUCCCAUGGGCAAGUUCAUUCCUAAAUGUACCCAUGCCUUAUACGCUCCUGAUCAAUCCCCGUUCAAAGUCUACUUUAUCCUUGGGAUUAAGCAUGGAGUUAGUGUACACGCUACUUUUGACUGCGAUACUGCUAAGUUUACUCUUCGCGUUGGUCCAGAGAGUCUCGGCUCGUUACACCAAGAUGCCCCCCGGUCCGACCCCACUACCAUUGAUCGGUAACCUGUUGCAAGUGAACGGUAAUGCUCCUUACAAAAGUCUCGUAAAGCUAAGUGAGACGUAUGGACCCGUGAUGACAGUAUAUUUGGGUGGGCUGCGCUUCGUGGUUCUGGUCGGCUACGAAACGGUGCAUGAAGCUCUGGUACAGCACGGAGAUUCUUUCGCUGGUAGACCGGAGUUGCCACUGUUUAAAAUAAUCUUCAAGGGAUUGGGGUUAAUCAUCUCCAAUGGAGAUGACUGGAGAGAGGCACGCAGGUUUUCACUCACCACUCUACGGGAUUUUGGAAUGGGAAAGCGCAGCAUUGAAGAAUACAUACAAGAAGAAGCUCAGCACCUGGUAGAAAAUCUACAAAAAACUAAAGGUUCAGCCUGUGAUCCCACAAUUUCUUUGAGUCAGGCCGUGUCCAAUGUUAUCUGCUCCAUUGUGUUUGGAAAACGCUUUGAAUACGAUGAUGAGAAUUUUGCUUGCUUAUUGGCUCUCAUAAACAGAUUUACCUAUUUGUUCAGCAAACCUUUGGUGCAGAUGUACAAUUUUUUUCCAAAACUCACUAGUAUUGUGUCUGGACACCUCCAAACCAUAUUGGACAUAAAUGCCGAAUUUAAACAAUUUAUUUCCAGAAUUGUUGAGGAACAUAGAGAGACACUGUGUGCUGACAGCCCUCGGGAUUAUAUUGACAUGUUCCUAAUCCAAAUGAACCAGGAAAGUAAUAAUGCUGAGAGUCCAUUUCACUAUAAUAAUCUGCUGGAGUGUGUUAAAGAUCUUUUUAUGGCUGGUACAGAGACCACCAGCACCACACUGCGAUUUGGGUUGCUGGUUCUAAUUAAAUAUCCACAUAUACAAGAAAAGGUUCAAAAAGAGAUUGCUGAAGUAAUUGGUGAUCAGCGUUCUCCCACUAUGGCAGAUAAAAAGAAGAUGCCUUAUACAAAUGCAGUGAUCCAUGAAAUCCAACGGAUGGCUGAUCUGGUCCCAAUGAGUGUCCCUCAUGCCACCACUGAAGACACCCACUUUAGAGGCUACGUGAUUCCAAAGGGUACAAUGGUGAUGCCAUUGCUUCAUUCUGUUAUGUUUGACAAGAAACUAUUCAAAUCUCCUCACUCAUUUGAUCCUGGGCACUUUCUGGAUGAGAAGGGAUGCUUCAAAAUGAACCCGGCUUUCAUUCCCUUUUCCACAGGAAAACGAGUCUGUUUGGGUGAGGCCCUGGCACAGAUGGAGCUCUUCCUGUUCAUCACCACUCUCUUGCAAAAAAUAUCUGUGAGGGCCACCAAGGAUCCUGCAGACCUUAGUCUUCUUCCAUGUGCGAGUUCUUUUGUAAAUGUUCCCUUGUCUUAUAAGCUCUGGGUCUGUUAACAGAUACUGUAUGUUGGAUUGCACAAAUCUUCAUUUUAUAUUCAGUUUCCUUCUCUGUAUUUCUAAUUAAAAAAUAAGUGGAUUUGUGUCAGCUAGCCGAGAGGUUCUAUAUAAGUGUGUAAUACAAAUUAUUUUAAUAACAUUUGGUUUCAGUUGACCAUCCAUCUUUCUUGUUGACACUACUAAUGAUCGCAAU
Molecule: messenger RNA, 3266 nt
Organism: Polypterus senegalus (gray bichir)
Lineage: Eukaryota; Metazoa; Chordata; Cladistia; Polypteriformes; Polypteridae
Exons: 18
Coding region: 92-3070 (992 amino acids)
Biological process (GO): xenobiotic metabolic process
Cellular component (GO): intracellular membrane-bounded organelle; cytoplasm
Molecular function (GO): oxidoreductase activity, acting on paired donors, with incorporation or reduction of molecular oxygen, reduced flavin or flavoprotein as one donor, and incorporation of one atom of oxygen; heme binding; iron ion binding
Source: RefSeq, a predicted model, not a curated record